CAAUGGAUUGAAUUGAAAUUCGGUAACUAUAGAAACAGAAAAGCAGAAAAUCUGGUUUGUUUUCUAUUUUGAGGUUAGAAGAAGAGUAGAAGAUGAAAAAAAAGAAUUUGUCUCAAUCAAAGUUCGUUGACGUGUUGAUGUUUUAAUUGAUCGAAAUGAUUAUGGUCUCUUUAUGCUCCAAGAAAUUGUUUCUUCUUUCAUCUCGUUCAAUAUUGUCGAGAAUCUGUAGUCCCUCUUGUUCAUCUUCAUCUUGUUUCUCUUCUCUGGUGAGAGAAAAGGAAAAAGAAAAAGAAAUUGUGUCUCCUUUGAAAUUGGUGGAAAAUGAUCUUCGUAAUUUGUAUUCGGACAUUCGGAAGGAAUUGUGGACCGAGAAACCGGAACUGGAAGAAAUCGCUUGUUAUUAUUUCGAUGGUGAAGGGAAAGCGUUUCGACCCAUGAUCGUGGUGUUGGUGGCUCGAGCUCUCAACUACCAUGUCUCUGGAAGAUCAGAUUUAUUGGAAUGUCAGAAAAACGUUGCAAUGGCCACCGAAAUGAUUCACACCGCAUCUUUGGUCCAUGAUGAUGUGAUCGACACAGCCGAUGUCCGCGGCAAAGCUUCAGUGAAUGUUUUAUGGGGCCAAAAGAAGGCCAUUCUCGCUGGUGAUUACAUUUUGUCUCGAUCAUCUCAGAUGUUGGCUCGUCUUCGCAAUGAGCAAGUGAUCUUUGUCCUUUCUCAAGUGCUGCUUGACCUGGUUCAAGGUGAAUUCAUGCAAAUGGGAUCAAAAGGAAAAGAAGACGAUUCUCGAGAGAGAUUCAGUGACUACAUUCACAAGAGCUUCAAAAAAACAGCUUCGCUGAUUGCGUACACUUGUAAAGCUGUUGCGCUGCUUUCGGGGGCAGACACGCGUUGCCAAGAAGCCGCUUUUCAGUAUGGCCGAAACUUGGGAAUAGCUUUUCAAUUGGUGGACGAUCUUUUGGAUUUUGUUUCCAGUCAAUCGGAACUCGGGAAACCAGCGGCAGCCGAUCUGAGGCUGGGCCUCGCCACGGCUCCAGUUUUGUUUGCGAGUGAAAAGUUUCCCCAAUUGAAUGUGAUGAUAGAACGACGAUUCUGUGAACCCAAUGAUGUCCAGGCCGCUUAUGCCUUUGUCAUGGAAUCCGAUGGACUACAAUCAACCAGAAUUCUGGCCAAACAACAUGCAGACGAAGCUCUAAGAUACAUUGAUCCAUUUAUCGAUUGCCCGGAGAAAAGGGCGCUAAUUGAACUCGCGAAAAUGACACUUGAGAGGAAAAAAUAAUCUAAUCAAAUCAUCGAAAUGAAAACUGUGCCAAAAAAGAUCCCGUUUUUUAUCACCUAAAUCUCCUGAUUAACUGAUUAAUCGUUAAGUUCACAUGAACACCACCAAUGAAAAUCUUUCGAAAUCAAAUUAUUUUUCUAAUCUACAAGUUAAUCUCAUUGUUUCUAAUAGAAAUUGCGAAACUUUUCAAUUGUUAUCAAUCAGAAAACUAAUCAACGAUUGAUCAUUUUGUUUACAUCUUUAUAAACUAAAUCCCGAAUCCUUUUCUAUUACCCUCAUCCAAACUGGUUGCAAUUAAUUGUGAUUCCAACAGUUAAUGUUAUUUUCAUUGAUUAUUAAGAUCUGAUCAGGUCAAGGGCACUUAUUUGAUUAAUAGUUACAAAUGAGUUCACUUGAAAUACUGGUUUCUAAAUACAAGUUACCAAUUUAAAUUUAAUAAUAAGAUGAUCAAUAAAUAGUUUUAUCCAUUUUCAUUAACUUAA
Messenger RNA from Panonychus citri (citrus red mite), 1756 nucleotides. RefSeq names its product all trans-polyprenyl-diphosphate synthase PDSS1-like. Lineage: Eukaryota; Metazoa; Arthropoda; Arachnida; Trombidiformes; Tetranychidae. Gene Ontology annotation, biological process: ubiquinone biosynthetic process; isoprenoid biosynthetic process. Gene Ontology annotation, cellular component: transferase complex; mitochondrion. Gene Ontology annotation, molecular function: prenyltransferase activity. The record is from RefSeq and is a predicted model, not a curated record.